Molecule: messenger RNA, 2199 nt
Organism: Lagenorhynchus albirostris (white-beaked dolphin)
Lineage: Eukaryota; Metazoa; Chordata; Mammalia; Artiodactyla; Delphinidae
Gene: CAPN13
Product: calpain 13
Biological process (GO): proteolysis
Cellular component (GO): cytoplasm
Molecular function (GO): calcium-dependent cysteine-type endopeptidase activity
Source: RefSeq, a predicted model, not a curated record
AUGGCGCACAACCAGGAGCUUCUAGCCAAGACCCCCAUCAUCAAGUUCAGGCAACAGGACUUUUACUCCUUGCGGGAUUAUUGCCUAAACAGAGGGCUGCUGUGUGAGGAUGAGACAUUCCCUGCUGAGACUUAUUCCAUAGGUCUACAGCUGCUCAAGGGAAAAAACCUCUCCAGCCUAAGCUGGAUGCGGCCAAAGGAUUUAUUGAAGGGUAAAUCAGAGCCUCACUUCAUCCUGGAAGGUGUGAGCAGUUUCGACAUCCAACAGGGGGAGGCAGGAGAUUGCUGGUUCCUGGCAGCACUGGGCUCCUUGACACAGAACCCACAGCAUCUGCAGAAGAUCCUAAUGGACCAAAACUUUUCAUACCAAUAUACAGGGAUUUUCCAUUUUCCGUUCUGGCAGUGUGGCCAGUGGGUGGAAGUGGUGAUUGACGAGCGCCUACCUGUCCUGAACAGUGAGCACUUCGUUAAUCCUCGCAACAAACAAGAGUGAGCAUGGACUUGCUGUCCUGAUCGUGCUCACAGCAAGUUUCAUGGGUCCUAUGUCAACCUGCACCAUGGCUACCUCCCUGAGGUGGACCUCACGGGAGGGGUGGUCACCAGCAUCAGCCUGCAUUCCUCCUCGUCUGACCUGAUGACAGUGGUGAAGAUGGUAGCCGAGGCAGGCUCCCUGAUGACCUGCAGCACCCUGGCCGGGCCGACAACUGAGUCCACGAGGAUGGCAAACGGGCUGGUGAGUCGGCAUGCCUACACAGGGACUGGCGCUGAGCAGAUUCAGUACAGGAGCGGCUGGGAAUAUCUUAUCCGCCUGUGGAACCCCUGGGGCGAGAGCGAAUGGAGAGGGCGCUGGAGUGACAGGUCUCUGGAGUGGCAGGAAACCCACGACCGACGGAAAAGCCAGUUGUAUGAAAAUAAGGAUGAUGGCGAGUUUUGGAUGUCAUGUCAAGAUUUCCGAGAUAACUUCUGCCUAUUUAUAUGUAAGCAAGUUCCAAUCAGCCUGGACCAUGGAAACGCACUCCAUGAAAGAUGGUCCCAACUGAUGUUUAAGAACCACUUAAUUCCAGGAAAUGUGGAAGGACCCCGGAGGGACAUGCAGUACAUCUUCUCUGUGCCAGAAAGCAUGGAAAACAACAAUGUCAUCGUGUCCUUCAGUUUUGUCAUGCCACAAAAUUUAAAGGCAACAGACAGGACAUGUCCACUGAAAUCCGAGGUGUUCAAGAUCGACUAUCAGUUCCAGCAUUUCCGAGAGAGAUUGCCGUCCACCUUUUUUUCCAAAUUCAGAACUGCUGAGAAGGGCAUCGUUUCUGAAACCACAUGCAACCUUACAGAGUGUUUCAGCCUGAGCCCUGGGACCUAUGUGGUGGUCGCCUCCGCAGGCAGAGAAGCAGUUGAGUUCUUGCUCCGAAUCUUCCUAAAGAUGCCAGACAGUGACAGGAACCUGGACGAUAAUCCCAACCUCAGACCACUGCAGAUCCAGGCAAGUCAUCCAGAAAUGGCUCCCAACGAAGCACUUUCUACAGAUACGCUCAGCAGUGAGAUGCCGCGAUUCUUUCGAGGAAGAAACUCAGUUGAUGGCGGGCACACAACACCGACUUCCCUGACGACUCCAGGGCUGGACGUUGAUCCAGGACUUUGCGCCAAGGUGCAUGGCUCGAGAGUAGAACCCAGACUGGACUCCAACUUCAUUUCUCCCCUUGGUGGAGACCCUCCGAACCCAGGUUCAGAGCCUUCUCAACCAGGAAUUCCUAAAAGGACCUCAGCGGACACAUCCUCUUUGGAUGAGUGCCGGAGCGUUGCGGCUCUGACGGAUCUGAAGGUGAACGGGCGGCUUGACCAAGAGGAGUUUUCAAGGCUGUGGAGCCGUCUUGUCCACUGCCAGAGUGUUUCCCAAAACUCCCGGAAGAACUCUGGAGUUUUCCGAAGCUCGGAUUUGUGGAAGGCCAUAAAGGACACAGACUUCCUUGCAGGGAUCUCCGUCACCAAUGAGCGGCUGGAUCUCAUGAGACUCCGCUAUAGCGACAGCACAGGCAGGGUCAGCUUCCCCAGCCUGGUCUGCGUCCUGAUGUGGCUUGAAGCCAUGACAAAAGCGUUCCAGAACCUCUCCAAGGACGGAAGAGGACUCUCCCUGACAGAAAUGGAGGUGAGGUACCUUCCCGUCACAGAGACAGGGCACAACCCCAGGCCGCCUCCCCUCACCUGA